AUGUACAUACUGAUGAAAUGACAAAUGUGAUUAAUUUUUGGCGCCAAAAACAAUGAACAGAACGAAUGUGCUUCCCGCCGUAACACCUUCCCCUCCCCUUAAAUGUCGAUAACAGAAACAAAAAUUACUACACACAAGAAAGAGAGAAGUGGAAAAAUGGGAAAGGAGAAAAAUUACUGGCUACUCAAAACAGAGCCGGGGGAGUGGUCGUGGGACGAUCAAGCUGCCAACGGGGGGUUGUCGAAAUGGGACGGGGUGAGAAACAAGCAAGCGCAGAAGUACAUGAAGGGCAUGGGCGUGGGAGACCUGUGUUUCUUCUAUCAUUCGGGUGCGAAAUCCCGCCGCGUAGUGGGGGUGGUUGAGGUGGUGCGGGAGUGGUACGAGGAGGGUGGCGGUGCGGUGGACGUGAAGGCCGUGGGGGAGAUGAAGACGGCGGUGGGGCUGGCGCAGAUGAAGGAGGAGUUGGAGGGGGUGGAAUUCUCGCUGUUCAGGCAGCCGAGGCUGUCGGUUCUGCCGGUGGAGAAAGGUGUUUGGGAUAAAAUCUGUGUGAUGGGGGGUGGAUAUGAGGGGAAUGACGGUGAGGAGGAGUGUGACGAUUAGUGUUUGAUGGUUUGCCUCAAUGAAGGUGGGGGAGUAGUCGGAACGGUCGAUGGUGCUUGUUCAUACUACUCAUAGCCGUAGUGUAUAUGUUACUUUUGAUGGGUAUGAGCAAUAGUAAAACGGUUUUGUGCCCUAUUGUGGAUAGUCUGCAAGGCGUAAGGCCAUCUCUUUUGACUAUGUAAAUUACAAUUAGAAUCAUCUCUUGACUAUAACUCCUUUUUCAGUUUUCAUUUAUGCUCUUAACAUAUGGUUGGCAACCCUUUCCAGAUGAAUUUUCUAUUUCAAAUCCUAGCGCAUUCACAAAUCAAUUAAAGGGCCGUGUUGCUGCUACAAAUCAAUAAAAAUGUCUUGAUGAUAAUAUCAUAUGUUUAGUACUUAAGAAAUAUUUCAAUUUGGUUCUUGUUUAUGCAAUUCUUGAAAUUUAAUUUAUUAUAAUUACUUUAAAAUUUGUUUUACUCGUAAUUACUUUAAAUUCUUCCUUUCGAAUUUAACUUUAUGAACCCAAUAAAAAGAAUAAUACGCAAUUUAAUUCCUUCAAAUCUUUUCAAACAAUUUAACAUAAACAUAUUAUAAUUUUCUUAUGUAAAGCAAAUCCUACUAACCAUUUCCCUGCACUCCUGCUUCUUACGACCUGAAAGACCCUUGACGCGAUUUCUACAGUCAAUUUGUCAUCAAGUUCAA
Sesamum indicum (sesame) is the source of this 1281-nucleotide messenger RNA. RefSeq names its product thymocyte nuclear-like protein. Gene Ontology annotation, cellular component: nucleus. NCBI's taxonomy places the organism in Eukaryota, Viridiplantae, Streptophyta, Magnoliopsida, Lamiales, Pedaliaceae. The record is from RefSeq and is a predicted model, not a curated record.